AUGGCUGCUGAAGACAAGUUCGAGUCGGUUCUCUCGACUCGCUACUGUAAAAACAGUCCUCUCGUCUCGAUUCUUUCCGAAACCAACAAGGCGACUCUCUGGCGUCAACUCUGGAUUUGGUUGGGCGAAGCGGAGAAGGAGCUCGGCUUGAAACAAGUCACGCAGGAAGCCAUCGAUGAAAUGAAGUCGCAAAGAGACAAUUUCGAUUGGUCAUUCAUUCGUGCGGAGGAGAGAAAACUGAAGCACGAUGUGAUGGCUCACAACCACGCCUUUGGAAAGAUCUGUCCAACAGCCGCCGGAAUCAUUCAUCUCGGGGCCACGUCUUGCUACGUUCAAGACAAUGCAGAUCUCAUUGCUUACCGUGAUUCCAUUGACCACAUCCUCAAACGUUUCGCCACUGUCAUCGAUCGUCUCGCCCAGUUUUCUCUGAACAAUAAGGAAGUCGUCACUGUUGGACGCACUCACUACCAAACUGCUUCUCUCGUUACUGUUGGAAAACGAGGUGUCCUUUGGGCUCAAGAGCUUCUGAUGGCUUUCCAAUCCCUUGCUGAGUUCCGUGAUAAGAUGCGUUUCAGAGGAAUCAAAGGGGCCACUGGAACCCAAGAUUCCUUCUUGACACUGUUCUCUGGAGAUGAGGAGAAGGUGGAGGCGUUGGAUGAGCUGGUCACCAAGAAGGCUAACUUUGCCAAUCGAUUCUUGAUCACUGGACAGACGUAUUCAAGACAACAAGACUCUCAGCUAGUAUUCUCUCUUUCACUCCUAGGAGCUGCUGCCAAAAAAGUCUGCACUGAUAUUCGUGUACUUCAAGCGUUCGGAGAGCUUCUAGAACCUUUUGAGAAAGAUCAAAUUGGAUCAUCCGCGAUGCCAUAUAAGAAAAAUCCGAUGAAAAGUGAACGAUGCUGUGCGCUGGCCAGAAAACUCAUCAACGCUCCACAAGAGGCGUUGACUAUUCUGGCGGAUCAAGGGCUGGAGAGAACUUUGGAUGAUUCUGCAGGAAGAAGAAUGUUGAUUCCGGAUGUGCUUUUGACGGCAGAGGCCCUUCUUACCACUCUUCAGAACAUCUUCGAAGGGCUCACCGUCCAAACCGACAAUGUCAAGAAAAUCGUUGAGGACGAGAUUGCAUUCUUGGGAUUGGAGAAGGCGAUGAUGAUGUUGACCGAAGAAGGUGUGGAUCGUCAGCAAGCGCACGCUGUGAUCAGAAAGACGGCGUUGGAAGCGAAACAGCUACAGGCGACGCAGAAAGUCGAUAUUCGACAGACGAUGGCUGAUCCUUUCUUUGAUUCGGUCCGCGAUCGUAUCGUCGGCCUCGUCAACAAUCCAAUCAACUUCACCGGACGAUGCGUUUCACAAACGGAAAAUUUCAUUGCCAAAGAGCUGAAACCCACAAUUUCCAAGUAUCUGGAUCAGUCGGCUGCAAAAGUUCAAUUGGAUGUUUAA
Molecule: messenger RNA, 1437 nt
Organism: Caenorhabditis briggsae
Lineage: Eukaryota; Metazoa; Nematoda; Chromadorea; Rhabditida; Rhabditidae
Exons: 3
Coding region: 1-1437 (478 amino acids)
Biological process (GO): 'de novo' AMP biosynthetic process
Cellular component (GO): cytosol
Molecular function (GO): N6-(1,2-dicarboxyethyl)AMP AMP-lyase (fumarate-forming) activity; (S)-2-(5-amino-1-(5-phospho-D-ribosyl)imidazole-4-carboxamido) succinate lyase (fumarate-forming) activity
Source: RefSeq, a predicted model, not a curated record